CUCCAGACUACCGCAACGUCCGACAGCGAUAGGAGCUCUGCCGACUCGUACCGUACGGGCGGACUUAGAUUAACAACUGAGAAUCUCUCGCAUAAGUUCGUACGCUGAGAUAAAGUCAAUUUCGAGAAUUGACCGCGUCGUGCUUAAGUUUACCUACGUCCGCGUGUUCGCGAAUUUCCUCAUUGACUUGUGAUCGGGAUAGCUUAGGUCGGGAGUGAUCAUGAGGAUGCAUCUCGCUGGAAUCUUGUCUAUCCUAUUACUCGCUGGUCUUGAGAUUUUAGGACAUCCACCACAAGAGAGAUUAAUGCCAGAUGGAGCGCCAGUUCCCGAGGACACAGUCGUACACGAGGACUCAAUGGCGUCAGCAUCCGAAGUAGGCGAAGAAUACGACGAUUCCGACAUGUACAUGGAGCCGGAUGAAUCUGAGACUAUUCCGCAAUCAGAUCGCUCGGAAGAAAGCACGCAAAAGACUAAUCAACGCGAAGUGAUUACCGCAGAAACUACUGAUAAAAAUAACGAGAAAUUAUCUGAAACUGAGACAGAGAAACCUGAAGCUUCUAAAGAUCAGGAGGCAAAAAAUACGGAUCAUACAGCUGUCGCUCAAUUUGCCGAUGUGAGAGGCAAAAAUUUAGAAACUGAAAGCCAAAAUUUCUUCCCGUCUUUCGCGGAGCUCUUUGGGAAUCACAGACUUUCGUUCGCGGAACAGCAACAGCGAUAUCGUCCCAACAGAUUUUUAGGCUACUUCCAACGCGAUCGCAAUUAUCAAGCUGCUGCUACGAAGGAUCAGCAUUCCCUAUUGGGCUCAGGUAACUUCGGCGUGAUACGCGGUGGUACUUAUUAUCCAGAAGACAAGGAAAAUGACGAGUACUCGGUAGACGAGAGCCUUUACAAUCCGUAUUAUCACAGUCGUGGUCGCGCGCACUAUUAUAGAAAUCCAAAACCACAACCGAUUCGUGGCGGUGAUUUCUUUGCGAACUUCCGCGAUUUCGCUGAUAUUACGGCACCGCCGAAGUCGAGUUUCUCGCAUCUUUCUGUGGUAUAUGCCAACAAGAAUGGCAGUUCCACUGGACGUGUCACGGAACCUAGAAAUAUCAUCGAGACUCUCAGAAUGUUGGAGGAAGAGGAGCAAUCUAACGCGGAGGAAGUUUCUACUACCGAGGAAAUACCAAAGAAAAAGCAGAGCAAGGGCAAGUGGAAGCUUAUGAAGAUGAAGCAAUACGAGGAGGACAAAGCCAGAAGGUCUCGCAUGUCCGUCGAACCGUUGCUCGCUCUCAGUUGAGCAUGGACAAAUGUCGUUAAGGUGUAUGUUAACAUGGACGCAAACCUCCCAAACGCGAAAUUUGGCCACGAGAUCAGAACCAAAGUUUGAAAAGCGUCGUAUUUCUAUCAUUGGUGGAGAAUGUACUGAAAACGCGCGUGCGACAAGAAUAGAGGAGCUUCGCAUUUUUGCCUGUUUGCGAACGAUAUGCGAUAUGUGCGCGCAUAUAAACUUUUCGUUCAAGUCGAAAAGCUGGCGAUUCGGAGAAUCGUAUUUCGAAAUUAACGCGAAAUAUCGCCGAUUAUACAAUCCGCUCUGUAUCGAUAACAGAGAUAAGCUUAAGUGGAAACAUUAAUAUUCAUAGUUAUAAAUUUAGCAUUGUACAAAACUUCUAUAUCAUUUCCUGAGCAAUGCGAAAAUGCGAAAUAAUUAAUAGAGCUUAAGGUAGUAGCAUUAAGACUAUAAGGCACUGCCGUUCCUGUUUACAUCGGCCAAUCGUUGUUGGAUCUAAAAACGCAUGUGGCCUUAACGUUUAAGGUAUUCUCUAAGUUAGGUGAUAACCGCACGAGUUUGAAAAAUCCUAAAUAUAAGAUUUUUUUUUUAAUCUAUAAUGCGUCGAUUAAGAAAAUUCCAUGUGGUGCUAUAUAUGUUCCGCCAAUCGUACAAACACCUUCUGGAGAAACGUUCCCGUUUCGGCAAGGCGCUUGCAAAGCUAACUAGCAACGAUUAUUCAUGAAGACCUUUUACGUUGAUUGAAUUCACUUGCUCGUACGUGAAACGUUACGCUCGAGUAAGCCACGAUUCCGGAAUCGGUAACUCUUACCAGCGACACUUGUGUUGUAGCUAAAAUCACGAGGCUCGUUAUCCUAUAAUUAUGUGAAACGCGUAAGCACAUAGGAUAUACUCCAGAAUAUUUAUGAGAUCUGUUCUUUUCAGUCAUGGUUUCUACAUUUGCAUUCGUUGCUCUUGCCUCUUUGAAAUAUGUUGUAGUAGUUACAUUACAAGUGUUGAAAAUGUAAAAAUGCAAAAAGACGCAGACCUGUGGAAAGACAUGUAGUAAAAUUCUGACCGUGAUUUCAGGUUGACUUACGAAAAACUUCGGUAUUAUUAUGAAUAAAUUAUUUUGAUAUUAUCUUUACGUAUUUUAGUGUUUUAGCUGAAGCAGAAACGGGUUAAUAUCACGUUUUUCCGUGGUAUAUUAUGUUAAAGACGCGCGGCUUCAUGGUCGCGUGCACCAGCAAUAUUACUUUUAAUUGGAUAUACUAUAAGCAUGUGAAGAUCUAUAUAUAUUCAGUAAACUAAUAAAGACUGCCCAUUUUGUAUUCGUUA
Pogonomyrmex barbatus (red harvester ant) is the source of this 2587-nucleotide messenger RNA. RefSeq lists its product as uncharacterized. Lineage: Eukaryota; Metazoa; Arthropoda; Insecta; Hymenoptera; Formicidae. The record is from RefSeq and is a predicted model, not a curated record.